This is a messenger RNA of Morus notabilis, 1829 nucleotides long. Its product is annotated as vinorine synthase. NCBI's taxonomy places the organism in Eukaryota, Viridiplantae, Streptophyta, Magnoliopsida, Rosales, Moraceae. The record is from RefSeq and is a predicted model, not a curated record. The transcript has a single exon. The coding region runs from base 149 to 1507 and encodes 452 amino acids.
UAAACGAAAGCCUUUACUCAGACAGUCCAUGGAACGGUCUAUAAAUACUCUUUAUUGGCCCUAACCCAAGACCCAGAACAAAUCAUCAGCUAAAAACCAUUUUGCAUAUUUCGUUAUCAAUUAGCUGCCAAAGUUCAGUUGGUGAACAAUGGAGGUUAGCAUAAUCUCAAAAGAAACCCUCAAACCAUCUUCCUUGCCACUUGAUGUGAAACCCCACAAACUUUGUCUCUUUGAUCAGAUCACUCCCUUCACCUACGCUUCCAUCAUGGUCUUCUACCGCAUCACCGAUCCCAAUUUCGAUGUCGGCGAAACCCUAGCCCAGCUCAAGAAGUCAUUCUUGGAAACCCUAACUCUGUUCUACCCUCUUUCCGGAAGGCCCAAAAAAAACCUUUACGUUGACGACUUCGAUGCCGGAGUCACCUAUGUGGAAGCCAAAGUCAGUUGCACCUUCACUGACUACUUUAAGCUCAGACAAAAUGAGCUGUUGGACAAGUUUGUUCCCUUCCCUCCCUUUCGCAAUGAAACCGACACUUCAAAACCCCAAUACGGGUUCCAAGUGAACGUUUUCGCUUGUGGCAGUAUAGCAAUUAGUACUUCCUUGGGCCACAAGAUAGCCGACGGAGGAAGCUUGAGUUAUUUCCUCAUGUGUUGGUCCACGGCCUUCCGAGGUUUCCCACAUAAAAUCAUCAAACCUAAUGUCUCUGACGCGCCGAAAGUCUUCCCACCAAGAGAGGAUUUUCCUGAGAAGUACCAAACCCUAAUGAACCAGUUGUGGUUCAAAAAAGGUAACUUCGUAACGAGAAGAUUCGUGUUCAAUGCCAGAUCCGUCGCUGCACUGAGAGAGAUGGCGAAAAGCGAGCACGUCCCAAAUCCGUCACGCAACGAGGCGGUGUCGUGCUUUGUAUGGAAGCACGCGACCGCGGCUUCUUGGGCCGUGUCGGGAUCCGCUAAGGCUUCGAUAGUAGCCCAUGCGGUGAACAUGAGGCCAAGACUCAAGUCCCAAGUGUUGAACACUUCAAUUGGAAAUCUGUUUUGGUGGGCAAUGGCAGAUUCCGAUAAGGCAGCUGAAGAGGAGUUGCAAAAACUUGUGGGAAAAAUGAGAGAGUCAUUAGUGAAUUUCAGCAACGAGUACUUGGAGAGCUUGGAAGGCGAUGUUGGCUUCGCAGCUGUGUCCGAUUUCUUCGAUAAGAUGGAGGGGAUUCUUACUUCCGAACCCGAAAAUGCACCGGAUAUUUAUGGAUUCUCAAACUGGAAGGGCUUCUUUAAUGAGGUCAAUUUUGGGUGGGGAAAGCCUAUUUGGGUCGGAGCACAUGGGAAGGUUGGUUCUGAGUUUAGGAAUCAAGUAUUCUUCGUUGACGCACAAGGUGGCGAGGGAAUUGAAACCUUUGUGACGUUGGAAGAGAAACAUAUGGCCGCUUUGGAGAAUGAUCCAAAGUUUUUGGCCUUUGCUUCUCCAAAUCCUGAAGAAGUUCCUGGCGGCAAUAUAUAUGGUUUUAGUCAUUACUGACGAAAUAUUUACUGGUUCUUUAUUUAAAAGCAUUUAAUAGUUUGCCUCAAGUAUUUUCUAUGCUAUAUAUUAAGUUUGAUGUAUUAUCUAUUAUCAGCGUGACAUUGACGAGUCCCGUAUGUACUAAAUAAAGGACUCUCAUACUUUCUGUGAAAAGUAUGCUUAUAUAAUUAUUUGGCCAAUAAUGAAAGUAAGUAUUGGUAUAAAUUAUCAAAAGUAAUCCAAUUAUUGUCAACAGCUUGUGUGAGCUUCUCAUCAGCCAUUGUUGUGACUUGUUGAUUGUUUUAGCCUUUUUAGGAAUAGUUUGGAAGAACAAAUUAAA